CUGGAUUUUCCAGCCGGGCCAGCAGGAGGACGGUCAGCGGCGCAUGCGCGGUGUGCCGGCGGCGUAUCCUUGGCCAUGACAGUUGGCAGGUGGCGGGGAACCGGCAACAACAAUAACAACUAGUGUUGUCAGUGCUCAGGACGGCUGAUGGAUGCACUUAUGAUGCGGUGGUGAAGCGACGGAAGGCUCUUGGCUUGACUGGACUCCCUUGCGGUUUGUUUGCAGGCAGCUCCGAGCCUGAGGCCUGCGGCUGGCGGCGAGGCCGACUGGAUGGCAGAGAUGAACGGCUCCAGGAAGUACAUCUCCAUCAGUGUCCCCGACAAGCCCGACUCCAUGUCCCCGCACAUCAAGUCGGCGGAGGAGCUGCGGGUGAUCGGCUUCAAACUGAGCGACUACUCCAGGCCUGUGCAGUUCCUCGUCUGUGUGGCCGGGGUCUUCGUCUUCUAUCUCGUGUAUGGAUACCUGCAGGAGCUCAUUUUCUCACUGGAAGGCUUCAAACCCUUCGGCUGGUACCUAACUCUGGUGCAGUUUGCUUUCUAUUCCAUGUUUGGACUGGUCGAGCUUCAGCUCACGCAGGACAAGAGGAGGAGAAUCCCUUGGAACUAUAUGCUCAUAGCAUUUCUAACAGUGGGAACUAUGGGCUUGUCAAAUACCUCGCUUGGUUAUCUGAAUUAUCCAACUCAAGUAAUUUUUAAGUGCUGCAAGUUGAUUCCUGUAAUGAUAGGAGGAGUCUUCAUACAAGGGAAACGCUACAAUUUUAUAGAUGUCUCUGCUGCACUUUGUAUGAGCUUUGGUCUGAUUUGGUUCACUUUGGCUGAUAGUAAAGUGGCACCAAGCUUCAAUUUGGCAGGAAUAGCACUUAUAUCAAUGGCACUCUGUGCAGAUGCAGCAAUUGGAAAUGUACAAGAGAAAGCUAUGAAAUUGCAUAAUGGUUCAAAUUCAGAAAUGGUUUUGUAUUCCUAUUCAAUAGGUUUUCUGUAUAUAUUAAUGGGUUUGUUUUGUACCCAUGGACUGGGCCCCGCUUUUGUCUUUUGUUCCAGGCAUCCAAUGCAGACAUAUGGAUAUGCAUUUAUGUUUUCAUUGACAGGAUAUUUUGGAAUUUCCUUUGUACUAGCCUUGAUAAAGCUCUUCGGUGCACUAGUUGCUGUAACAGUAACCACUGGGAGAAAAGCAAUGACCAUUGGCCUUUCAUUUCUCUUCUUUUCAAAGCCUUUUACCUUGCACUAUGUAUGGUCAGCUCUUCUGGUCCUCAUUGGUAUCUUCCUAAAUGUUUACAGCAAAAACAAGGACUUAAUUACACUGCCUUCACUUUCUGACCUUUGGAAUAAAAUCCAGAAAAAGCAAAUGAGACCUACUUCACAGAUGGUGUAGGGCCCACAGUGCUUUUCAUUUCUCCUGAUUUGAUUGGACAAUGCCGUCACUGGUUGGCCUUGACAGGACAUUCUGCAGAAGUGCACUUGUGAUGUAUGCCUAUUAUUAAUGCAACUGAUGACUCUAGUUGUAUGAUAAAACAGAUUUGAUCAAUCAAACCUGGGGAAAAUACGAACUAUACAAAUGUGGUAAAAGGGAACAAUGCAAAGCGUGGACAAUGUUUUCCAUAACUAUCACAAUGAUUGUUUACUAAUAAUGCAUAUAAAAUUCCAGAUUUAUGAAUUACAUUUCUUUCACUUGGUCCCUCUGUACUUUGGUCUUUGUUUGAAUUCUGAGCAGUGGCCUGUGGUUUUUAAGUUUUGUAAAUGAAUCAAAUAUGUGUUUUGCUUUUUCUUUUUAUUCAAUGGAAAUUACAAACUGAGAUCAAUUAUG
Messenger RNA from Pristis pectinata (smalltooth sawfish), 1803 nucleotides. It is a transcript of the gene slc35b3, whose product is annotated as solute carrier family 35 member B3. Gene Ontology annotation, molecular function: 3'-phosphoadenosine 5'-phosphosulfate transmembrane transporter activity. Gene Ontology annotation, biological process: transmembrane transport. NCBI's taxonomy places the organism in Eukaryota, Metazoa, Chordata, Chondrichthyes, Rhinopristiformes, Pristidae. The record is from RefSeq and is a predicted model, not a curated record. Gene Ontology annotation, cellular component: Golgi membrane; endoplasmic reticulum membrane.